CCGCCAGUGUCGAAUAGCUUCUUCAGGAGUGAACACAAGCUGCAAGCCCGCCUUGGCCUUCUCCUCGCUCGAGCGAUCAGCAAAACGAAGCAAACAACAAACAACAGAACGCGCCGCCAGAACUGCAGCGAGUGUCCUAACACUGCGAAAAGAAAGAUUUUUGGUUUUUGCAAGCUCAUCGUUGUGUAAAACAAAACAAAAGAAAAACAAGAGAGAACGAUAUUACUAGCAAAAAAAGGGCAAAGCUAGGUGACACAGCCCGACACGCCUACAGUGAAGCAUCAAUCGCACCCUCGCACACGGUCCUAAAGAGUUGUCACCCUAACACCGCUAAACACAGAGCGCAUCAGGAUGGUCCUGCGAAGCAAGAACCUCGUACGCUACGUGUUCCAGAAUCAGCACAAGCUGAUCCAGCAGCUGCUGGUGCAGGGUGGCCCGGUGCGAGCAUGCAGCGGGCACGGCGGCACGCAGCAGCAAGCCCAGCUGCGGGUGGAGGAGGACGACAACUUCCCCAAGAUUGCCGAGGUGCCGCCGCUAGCGGCACCGUUCCCGAUGGCGAUCGAGCAUGCGGCCGACGUGGGAGAACAGUUCAAGUAUUCCGAUCUCAGCGUUCGCUUGGCGGCACCGCACCAGCUCAACCCGAAACCGGACGUGGACGACCUGGCGUUCGGCAAGUACUUUACCGACCACAUGCUGAAGGUACCGUACCACCGCCGGCUCGGCGGCUGGCAGAAGCCGGAAAUUACGCCGAUGGAAAACCUUAACCUGCACCCAGCGGCGAAGGUGUUCCACUACGCGAUCGAGCUGUUCGAAGGCAUGAAAGCGUACCGUGGCUACGAUGGCAAGAUUCGCUUGUUCCGACCGGAGAUGAACAUGGCGCGCAUGAACGUUACCGCCUACCGGUCCGGGCUGCCCACGUUCGAGGGCGAGGAGCUGAUCAAGGCGAUGGCCCGGCUGGUCAUGAUCGAUUCCGAAUGGGUGCCGCACACCGAAUCGGCCAGUCUGUACAUCCGCCCGACCCUGAUCGGCAUUGAGCCAACGCUAGGCGUUGCUUCGUCCGAUUCGGCCCUGCUCUACACGAUCCUGUCGCCCGUCGGACCGUACUUCAAGCCGGGCGCUAAGGGGCUGAAGCUGUACGCCGAACCGAAGUACACGCGGGCCUGGCCGGGCGGUGUCGGCGACCGGAAGGUCGGCUCCAACUACGGACCGACGAUCCACGUGCAGCAGGAGGCACUGCGGCACGGUUGCCACCAGGUGCUGUGGCUGUACGGCGACGACCAUCAGCUGACGGAGGUCGGCGUCAUGAACAUCUUCAUGCUGUACAUGAAGGAGAACGGAGAGCGCGAGCUGCUAACACCUCCGCUGAACGGUCUCAUCCUGCCCGGCAUUACGCGCGACUCGAUCAUCCGCCUGUGCCACCAGUGGGGUGAAUUUUCCGUCCGCGAGCAAAAGUUCACCAUGCCCGAGAUCAAGAAGCUGUCCAAGCAGGGACGGCUACUGGAACUGUUCGGCGCAGGUACGGCGGCCGUCAUCAGCCCGAUCGAGCACAUCUCGUACAUGGGCGAGGAGAUCGACGUGCCAACGGAAAGCCACGACAACCCGCUGUAUCGGCGGUUGUACAACACACUGACCGACAUCCAGUACGGUAAGCUGGAUCAUCCGUGGGCCUACGUCAUAGACUGAAGUGGGUGUGCGUGGGUGUCACGUUGAACGAUCCUCCCCGCGGACAAGCAGGACCAUCCAGUAGGUUCAGCAGCAACCCUACGCUGUCCUUCCCAAUUCCAGAACCCCCCUCUCCCCCCACCCCCGCUCUUCCAGGUUUUGGAAGUCCUGCAGCUACAGUCCUACUAUCCUCUCUGUAUAUACUAUAUAUUGUUUCUUAGUACAGUAAGUCAUUGCGCCUCUCUCGGUGCCUCGCUCUCAGAUACGUUUAGCGGACACACACACACAAAUUAGCGCCUUCCUUUACGCCCUGUUGUAACCACCCAAUGCCUUAUGAUCUUCAUCCGGUUCAAGUGUUCUGCUUCUGCAUCCGACACCCUAUCCUUCCGCAUCCGCAUCUCCCGGCCCCGGUUCCAUGCCCUGGCUUUCCAACUCCCAAAUUACUUGUGAUAGAGUCGUGUUUGUGAGCAAGCGAGAGAACGAGAGAGCUCAUUCCUGCUUUGCUAGGAUAGGGUACAAGAGUACGCGAUAGUUAAGUUAAGCGCUCAAAGGUGUACACCGCUCACCCCAGGGUCGUACUAUUCGACUCUCUUCCGAGAGCCGUGUUGUGCCAGCAGGGGGCCGUUCCGUUUGUAGGUUCGAAGUUCUUUGUAACAGUUUCCCCUCUUUUGUACGCGAAUGAACGGAUCGCCCACUUUCCAUUGUUGCCAUCGAACGGAUGCGGACCAGGUCGCGGAAGCACACCUGCACUCCUUUAACCUUUCCUGCCGGAAUCGUGCAUUUACUAGUACUGUAAGGUAGGGUUUGCCUCCAUUUCUUGUGUAUUUAUAAAUCGUAGUGCGUGCGCAUGCAUCGACAAAACGAAAACAAAAAAAAAAAACAAACAAAAAGCAUUCCUGCAAACAGCGUCUAGACGGCCUCGAGGAGCUAGACACGUUCGAAUCAGAGGAUGUGUUGCAAAACAAACGUAUACUGGCACGCGGAUGAUUUUCCUCGUCGCGUUUGAUUCCUCACCACAAUGUCGUGUGGUUGCUCUACUCGCAAUAACACAUUCACGGAAUGGCAGAACGACGGAGAGUGAGAGAAAGUUAACGUUUUGUCUGUCCAUCCAAAUGAAGUAUCCCCUGUACGGCUUCUGUUUCUAAGUAGACUCGGCCACCGCCAAGUGUCCCGGCUCCUUAGGGUCUGUCAGGAUAAUGGUUUUUCUCUUGUGAUAGGGCCUUUCUUAGGUAUUUUUUUUUUAGAUUUUAAGUUUUUUUUUCUGUUCGCUUAGCUGUUUUAGCUACGCGUCUAGGUCGUAGUAAUAAACAGAUUUUAUUUUUCUUGUUUAGAAAAGAAAUUUGUCGUACAAAGGAAGAAAAAAAGUGCAUUUCCCCCUGAAUAGAUUGGCUCUUUUGUACAUAUAGCGAAAAGUAGCCACUAGCUUGCGGAUUGGAAGGGAGGAGAGCAUUAUGUUCUACCUUUCCACGUACGCGGCCCUGUAAGUGGCUCGCCUACAGGAGAAGAGAAGUAAAUGCUCCCUCCCUACUACGGCCAGUACCCCAUACGUACCCUCAAACCAAUUUUGUGGACGAAUGGACGACUGGCGGCUCCAGCGCAAGCAUAAGCCUAUUCCAUAGGAACUCUAGCGUUUAGCGUGUCCUUAGUAUCGAAAGUGUCAUAAGCUACUGAAAUUGUGUUAGCAAAGCAAAACAGAAAACAAUAAAUCAUUGAUUGUGUUUAUACCUUA
Messenger RNA from Anopheles arabiensis, 3391 nucleotides. RefSeq names its product branched-chain-amino-acid aminotransferase, cytosolic (gene Bcat). Gene Ontology annotation, biological process: L-leucine biosynthetic process; L-valine biosynthetic process. The transcript is spliced from 8 exons. Gene Ontology annotation, molecular function: branched-chain-amino-acid:2-oxoglutarate transaminase activity. Gene Ontology annotation, cellular component: mitochondrion. Bases 352 to 1683 code for a protein of 443 amino acids. The record is from RefSeq and is a predicted model, not a curated record. NCBI's taxonomy places the organism in Eukaryota, Metazoa, Arthropoda, Insecta, Diptera, Culicidae.